This is a messenger RNA of Filobasidium floriforme, 2544 nucleotides long. RefSeq lists its product as uncharacterized. The coding region runs from base 306 to 2465 and encodes 719 amino acids. Gene Ontology annotation, biological process: termination of RNA polymerase II transcription. Gene Ontology annotation, cellular component: cytoplasm; mRNA cleavage factor complex. The record is from RefSeq and is a predicted model, not a curated record. The transcript has 6 exons. Gene Ontology annotation, molecular function: mRNA binding; RNA polymerase II complex binding. NCBI's taxonomy places the organism in Eukaryota, Fungi, Basidiomycota, Tremellomycetes, Filobasidiales, Filobasidiaceae.
AUCCUAUCGAAUCAGACCUUGCGACUACAUACGAGACGAGCCGAAUCGAGACCGCACAUCGCUUCUCUCACCGGCAGACAGUCAGACCGACCGGUGACUCGUUAUCAAUAUUGCCCCUUGUGCUCCUUCCACCUGUUCCCGAUACAUCUUGUUCCUCUCAUUUUCAGAGCGAUAGAGACUCGGGGCUGCGUACAUUGUUGUGUUGCACAUCAUCACUUCACACUGUGACGUUCUCUGAGCUUGUGCGGCAGUCUGAUAUCUAGCGUUUAGAACAUAGAUCGGUCGACAUCGGUGCGAGGGUGAUCAUGGCUUAUCAAAAUUACGGAAGUGCACCGAUGUACGGUCAUCCACAAAUGCAGCAACAACAACCUUCCUACCCCUAUGCUCAAGCUCAAGCUCAACAACCCCACUCUCAACCCUACGCUCAAGCUUCACCCUAUACCCAUUCCUCGGCGCCGAACUAUCAGUCGGCCUACCACCAAGAUCCGUUUCGAGAAUGGUACCGUCAACAGUUGAGCACGUUGACCUUCAACUCGAGGCCUAUCAUCCAGAACUUGAGCAUCCAGGCUAUGGAGCGGAGGGAUCGGAACGAUUGGAAUGGGAUGACCGCGGUCGGUGAGGAGCUCGAGAGGGCCAUCGGAUCGGCUUUACCGACGUGUAAACUCCCCCUCCUCUACCUCUUGGACUCGAUCUCCAAGAACGUCGGUCAACCCUACACGACCCACGUUUUUCCCCGCUUCAUCGCCCAGACAUUUAUCAACGCCUACAGAGCAGUCGAUGGAGCUACCAGGACCAAGAUGGCAGAGAUGCUGCGUACUUGGAAGCACGGCGGGGUCGGCGGAGUCGAGCUGUUCGGACCGGAUGUGAGGCAUCAGAUCGAGGCAGAGAUCUUUGCGACACGGGUGGACCCGGCCAGGGAGAGGGUGGUCAUUUCGCUGGCCGACGCGCUGCGCAGCAAGAGGGCCGCUUUGGCUAGGAACCCGGAAGAUGCAGAAGCGAGGGUGCAUGUCGGUGUGCUGGAACAAAUCGAGAGGUUGCUGAACAUGGGCAACGUCCAGCCGAACGAAAUCCACGAAAUCCAACUUCAACUAGACAAGAUUCGAGCUGAAGACCGUGGGACCCCUCAGCCUUCCUUCGCUCCGGACGUACAGUCCCGUCCUCCGGGUCGACCUCUCGGCGAGGUCUACCCCAAUGUGCCUAUUGUAAACGUCGCUAGUAACAACAGCCCUUACAUGGCGGGUGGUAAUACGCCCACGAACGGUUUCCAAGCUGGUCAUGUGCGCACCGGUUCGGUCCCGAUCGCACGUCAAACCGUCCCACCGCCCAAGAUGGAUUUCGGAAACCUGUUGAGAGACUUGACAUUUGCGGGCGUGAUUGGGUCCAGCGCUUCCACUCCGGUUCAGACGACGCCCGUGCUACAAAGAGCGGCUGUCGUCAGGGAAGGGAGCGUCGGGAGUGUAGCGAGUUCGGCCUUCAAGAACAACGGGAGUGAGCAGGGGGAUGUGCCGGACGAGGCAGAUGGGUUGAAAGAGUAUGAAGAGAUGGUAUUAAGCAUGAAUGUGGGACUGAGUCUGAACGACUUGAACAAGGUUUACGACUUUCAGCCGACAGCACACCUGCCCAACAGGUGUUCGCAAUGCGCUGCUCGAUUCCCCGCCGGUCCCGCCGGAAAGGACCGUCUUCAAGCUCAUCUGGAUUGGCACUUUCGACGUAACCGCAAGGAAAAGGAGAAUGAAGGCCGCGGUGCGAACCGUCGGUGGCUGCCCAGGGCCGAGUUCUGGAUCAAAGAUGUUACGUCAAACGUCAUCUCUGCUGAUGGAGCCAGUUCGUCCGGUCCGAGCACGAGCAACAAGCCCGGGCUCGGCAUGGCACCCAAAGUGGACGCUGCGUUUGUAGCUAGGCAGCGAGCCGAGUUGCAGAACUCCUGGAUUCCCGUCCCAUCCGAUCCCGCAAGAGCUGCGCUGCCGUGUCCGAUCUGUAAAGAAAAGUUUGUGAGCGAGUACAACGAGGAUGAGGAAGAAUGGAUUUGGAAAAAUGCUAUCGAGGCCGAUGGACAGAUAUCACAUGCAACGUGUAGAUCCGAUGCAGUCGCUACCGCUGUCGCCAAUCGUGUCAUUGCGAAUGCUGACGGCAAGAACCUCGGGCUGCGAGCAAACAGUCCAGCUCGAAGUCGAGGGAAUACGCCACAACCUGGGAGUAAUAAUCUAGCCGUCAAGAACUCGCCUAGGUCGAUCAGGGGGGGAACACCCGCAGGCAACCCGAGUCCGGCGAUGCCGACCAAAUUAGCUACAGACGAAACAGAAGUGAAACCCUCCGCGGCCAUUUUGCAAGCAGCGGAUCGUUUGACAAAUGCGGUAUCACAGCUGCGCGAAGGGUCGACGGAUUCAACAACUAGCGCUGGGGUUAAACGCAAAGCAGACGAAGAUGUAGACUCGCACAAAGAAGCUAAGCGAGAGAAGGCAUAAUGAAGAGUCAUGACGAGCAGUGUCGAGUUGUAACGAGAUAACACCAAGACGCAAGAUAACAUGCAUGAGAUAUCCUGAU